Dichomitus squalens LYAD-421 SS1 is the source of this 1089-nucleotide messenger RNA. RefSeq lists its product as uncharacterized. The record is from RefSeq and is a predicted model, not a curated record. The transcript has 8 exons. Gene Ontology annotation, molecular function: serine-type endopeptidase activity. Bases 1 to 1089 code for a protein of 362 amino acids. Lineage: Eukaryota; Fungi; Basidiomycota; Agaricomycetes; Polyporales; Polyporaceae. Gene Ontology annotation, cellular component: membrane.
AUGUCUUUCGAAUAUGCUACGUUCACCAAGGCUUUGAUGUUCGGGAUCGCACUCACCUCCGUAGUUGCGGGUAUUUUUGACUUGAAACAUUAUCUCAACCUUCAACUCGUCCCACACAUUUCUAAACAUCAUCAGGCAAGCUGUUAUUGGCGGCUAUUCGUCCACCAAUUUGCAUGCGCAAGUUCCAGCGACCUGCUGCUGACGGAGUUGCUCCUGUAUAACGUUGGCAUCCCAAUAGAACGGGGCUUCGGUGGCGUCAAGUAUGCUUCCUUCUUCGUCAUCUCCGCUGUGACAACAAUGCUUGUCUCCUUUGUCACCCUUCUUCUAUGCCAGCUGACAGCCGUGACCCGCACCACUUUCAACAAUAUUCCUGCCGGACCGAUCGCUAUCAUUUUCGCGGUGGUGUAUCAGUAUAUGCGCCUGGUUCCUUCCGCAUACCAUUUCAAGGUUUUCGGAGUCGGCAUGAGCGAUAAAAUCUGGGUUUACGCAAUCGCUAUUCAGCUGGCAUUGGCGCGCCUUCCGUCCACGCUACUUCCGACUGCAGUGGGCCUCUUCGUCGGAUAUCUGUACCGUUCAGACUUCCUGCAACUCAAAAGCUGGAGGAUCCCGCCGAAAGCAGUCAAACUUGCCGAGGAUUGGGUCAAGCCCCUUCUGGGAGCGGAAAAGCCGUUACGACGGACGAACCGAGUCCUGCCUGGACCGCGCGCCCAGGAUGGCACCCGUGGCAGCAGGAGGACGGUGAACCCUACGGACGAUGAGGUGAUCACCACCGCCCGUAACUCGAAUACACGCAGGAGUCUAGGGGGACACAAUGCAGCCGACCAGGCUCAGGAUCGCUCGGGGACAGGUCCGAACGCUAGUAGCACGGGAGGUGGAAUGGUUCGCCAGUGGAUGUCGGAGCUCGCGAGUGGUGCGCGUCCCGUGGCGCAGGGGGGUGCGACUGUCAGGGCACCGAGCGAAGGCGAGGUGGCUAUCCUGACGGGUAUGUUCCCUGACAUGGACCGCGAGGUGGUUCUUGGCGUAUUACAAAGGAGUCCGAGCAUAGAAGCGGCGGCAGAGACGCUUCUAGCAUCCCAGGCCGCCUCGUAG